AUGGAUGAUCGCAAAAAGCCCAACCCUGUGUUAUACGAUACACGAUCAGGCACUCCUCACCAGCACCACCAUGAAAACUCGAUUAGGGGCCAGUCCGAACCAGAUCAACAAGAUCCCUGGGACACCACAGUGAAAAAGACCUGUGCGACCAAGACUAGAUUCGACAAUAGGUACACCAGCCCCCUCCCCAGCCUGACCACCUCGAGCAGCCAUCUGGUGGUCGAAAGUAUCCAGACUGGCAGACCAACAACCCCGGACUCGGACUCACCAGCAGACCAAUGGGAAGUCGACACACCCCCACUGGCCGAACAUCAUCACCUCACACCCACACCCCAGACACAACUUGGGAUAGAGGACAAUGACAUGAGGUACGCCAAUGAAAGCCCUGAAGCAGAGAAAGGAGACCAGACACAUAGGACUGUCUACAACAUGUUUGAGGCAAUGCACGACUUAACUGACAGAUUUAAUGGCAUUAGAUUCGCAGGUUUGUGGGAGAACUUCCUGGACGAGUACACGCUAUGGUAUAGUAACCUACCAAGGCCGGCAACCCUGGAUACCUUCCCCACCCCUUCACAUGACAGCGAACUGGAAGAACGACUGAAAACAGUCAAAUCUAACAUAAGCUGCCUGACUGAAGCUAAUGCGUAUUUGACAGAUAGGUUACUAACUACAGAGACACCCACCACGGCCGCCCUCCCCUGUAACUGCAACACAUGUGACCCAAACAUGAUGGCAGCACCAAUGGCAAACCUGCCCCUGACCAAAACCAACCGGGUCAAGACAUCCUGGGCAAGUGUAGUGGCAAGCCCACCUCCGGCUGUGCCAACACACAUAGCACGACCCGGACCCCAGAUGACAACCAUGGACAUGCAGGCACCCACCACAAACCCUCACAUCCUUAUCAUACGUGUCAAUCCACUGAUCCCACCAGACCAACAACCAAACGGCCUAGCGACCCGCAAGAAAAUCAACAACAUGCUCGGCACGAAGAACCUCCCACACUACCUGAGAGUCAUGGCAGUCGGAUACUCCCUAGCAGGCAACAUCAAAAUUACAAUGGCCCCCACUUGCUGUGCCACGGACUUGGAAAAAUAUGGCAAAGAAAUCGCUGCGACCAUCACCGACAAUGAAGUGCUGUCUGCCCUACCGGACAUGGAGCACUUCCGGCAUGAUCCACGAAGAGAUGAUGACCUACAUCCCCCAAUACUGGGAGCUAAAACGGUGGGGCCCGCUCAAAUGGCUCGGGUUGGAUGA
This is a messenger RNA of Cantharellus anzutake, 1254 nucleotides long. RefSeq lists its product as uncharacterized. Bases 1 to 1254 code for a protein of 417 amino acids. The record is from RefSeq and is a predicted model, not a curated record. NCBI's taxonomy places the organism in Eukaryota, Fungi, Basidiomycota, Agaricomycetes, Cantharellales, Hydnaceae. The transcript is spliced from 4 exons.